This is a messenger RNA of Alosa sapidissima (American shad), 1410 nucleotides long. Its product is annotated as F-box only protein 6-like. Gene Ontology annotation, molecular function: protein binding; ubiquitin protein ligase activity. The transcript is spliced from 6 exons. The coding region runs from base 187 to 1023 and encodes 278 amino acids. Gene Ontology annotation, cellular component: cytoplasm; SCF ubiquitin ligase complex. NCBI's taxonomy places the organism in Eukaryota, Metazoa, Chordata, Actinopteri, Clupeiformes, Clupeidae. Gene Ontology annotation, biological process: glycoprotein catabolic process; SCF-dependent proteasomal ubiquitin-dependent protein catabolic process. The record is from RefSeq and is a predicted model, not a curated record.
AGAGGUAAAUAAGGAAGAGAUAGUCUGGCUGGCCUACUUCAAGGAGCAGCUGAUGUCUUAUGCUCAUGUCUGCCUGUGGUCUAGGUUUUCACCGAUGUCUGGACAAACGCUUGCGAGUAUGUAUGUAGCUGAAGAUAGGAAAUAAGCUAUCCAGCGACUGAUAGAUGACUGUACCGUUCAACUGAAAUGAAGAGACAAAUGGGGAACAAGACUUCAUCGAAUGCUCCAAAAACUGAGAAAUGGGAAAACAUGGGUCCUCCUCAGUGGUCAGAUGUCCCGUCUCUUCCGCUGGGGGUGCUGGAGGAGAUUUUCCACAACAUUCCUGCUCAGCAGUUGGUCUGCACCUGCCGUCUGGUGUGCCAGGAGUGGAGGGAGACGGUGGACAGUGGCUGCCUGUGGAAGGAGAGGUGUCGACGAGAAGGCCUUCACCCCUCGGACUCAGACAAAGUUCCAAGUGACUGGAGAUUGUUCUAUUUCCUGUGCAAAAAGAGACGCAAUUUGUUGAAAAAUCCCAAGGCAGAGGAUAACUUUUCAGGAUGGGAGCUCAUAGAAAACGGAGGGGACAAAUGGAAAGUAGAUACUCUCUUUGCGGAACAUCCAGAUAUAACCGUCAAGAAGAACUUUGUCACCUCUUAUUUCUCAUGUGUGAAGCGUCAGCUAGUUGACCUACGAGCAGAAGGCUACAGUGCUGCUUUCAUGGAUGAAUUUCAACCUGACAUUUUCAUAUCUGAUUGGUAUGCACCACGUUGGGAUUGUGGUUGUGAGUAUGAGAUCUGUGUUCAGCUUCUCGAUGCAAAGAAACAAGUGCUCCAGUCUUUCAGGCCUGACAAGGUGUAUUUUGACCAAUGGAAUGACCAGAAAUGGAAUCAGGUGACACAUGUGUUCAGGAGCUAUGGAAGAGGUGUCCGCUACGUGCAGUUCAUUCAUGGAGGGAAGGACACCCAGUUCUGGGCUGGCUGGUAUGGGAUUCGAGUCACAAACAGCAGCGUGGAGAUCUGUCCAGCAGGUGAAGAUGGGGCUUAGCCUUCCGCCUCUUCUACUCGAGGUCCAGUCCUGCUCUCCGAAUAACCCCAAAUGCCUACUCAUCGCACCUUUUCUUGAUUUGACAUUCUCCAAAUUGACCUAAUGGAAAAGCAGGCGUGAGAAUCUGUCUAUUCAGCUGUUCCUAACUGAUCCCUUUUACAUCUCUUUGUCUUUUAAUAUCAUAUGUAUUUCCAUAUGUUAAACAUGUUUUCACUGUAACUCACUCCAUCCAUAUAUGCACCCGUCCGUUCACUAAAGACUAGUACGAUUAAUCCCAUGGCCAUUGGAUCAUUAUGAGGGCAACUUGAACAUAGAAUUCAGGUCCACAUUGUGAAUCCACAAUAACAAUCUGAGGAUUUUACUUCAUUAAAUUGAGGUCAAAGCUUU